AUGUCGGAGCUCUACCCGAUCCCACUCGGCAUCGCCGCGUACCUGGGCUACUCUGGAUACCGCAAAGGAUCCCUCUCGCUCGAUGGUGCAAUCACUGCGUCGGUCGUCGGAUACGCCUCCAUGGCCAACCCGUACAUCGGCUACGGCUUGACGCUCAUCACGUUCUACCUCACCGGAUCGAAAGCGACCAAGUUCAAGGCGCAGAUCAAGGAGGGGCUUGAGACACACUCUACCGAGCCUGCGGCACGGGCGGCGAAGGAAGUGAAGGAGUCGGGGAAGAAGAGGGAUACGUCGUCUGGCAACCGGAAUGGCGUUCAGGUGCUGUGUAACAGCUUGACCGCGGUUGUCGCGUGCAUCGCAUUCCGCGUGCUCAACCGUGGAGCGCUCGCUGUGGAUCCGCUGUCGACCUCGACGCUGACCAGCUUGAGCUUGGCAGGGAGGCAGGUGAGGAUCACCAACCUAGCGCUGACGCUCGUCGUCGCCGGACACUACGCAGCGUGUAUGGGCGAUACGCUGGCCUCGGAGCUCGGCAUCCUCUCCUCGUCCACCCCGCGUCUGGUCACCAAUCCGCUGCGUAAAGUACCGCGUGGCACCAACGGCGGCGUCUCGGCGCUCGGCCUGCUCGUCUCGGCACUCGGCGGAUCGCUCAUCGCCCUCACCCAGUCCCUCUCGCUGCUCAUUCACUACCGCUCUUCAACCCACGUCGCAUGGGAUGUACACGUCAAGCUCGGCGCCCUGAUUACAGCAGCCGGCCUCGCGGGCUCGCUCAUCGACAGCCUCCUCGGCGCCACCCUCCAGCAGACGCUCUACAACCCAUCCACGCGCAAAGUGCUCGUCGGCCCCAUCACCGACGUGCUCGACGGCAACAAGCACGACGACCCAACCGCUUCCUGGCAGCUCAUCACGGGUCUCAAUGUACUCAGCAACAACGCGGUCAACUUGAUCUCGUCUGCCUCCACCGCGCUGCUCACCGCCUGGGCCGGCUCAACACUAUUCUAA
Molecule: messenger RNA, 999 nt
Organism: Sporisorium graminicola
Lineage: Eukaryota; Fungi; Basidiomycota; Ustilaginomycetes; Ustilaginales; Ustilaginaceae
Exons: 1
Coding region: 1-999 (332 amino acids)
Cellular component (GO): membrane
Source: RefSeq, a predicted model, not a curated record